Molecule: messenger RNA, 1902 nt
Organism: Aspergillus puulaauensis
Lineage: Eukaryota; Fungi; Ascomycota; Eurotiomycetes; Eurotiales; Aspergillaceae
Exons: 6
Coding region: 1-1902 (633 amino acids)
Biological process (GO): positive regulation of transcription by RNA polymerase II
Cellular component (GO): nucleus
Molecular function (GO): sequence-specific DNA binding; zinc ion binding; DNA-binding transcription factor activity, RNA polymerase II-specific
Source: RefSeq, a predicted model, not a curated record
AUGGAUCCGCUACCCUUUAUUCGGCCAAGGCAUGUUGAUGCGCCCAGCCCUACACAAGGCGGCACCGCGCUGCCUCCGAGAAGGAAAACCAGCGCCGCAUGCACUAGCUGCCGCGCUAAGAAGUCCAGAUGCGAUGGGCAAAAGCCGUUCUGCUCAGAGUGUAUCAAGCUUCGCAGGCGAUGCAUAUACGAAGACUCGGAUAAGCGGAAGAAGGAGACCUGGAAAUCAGCCAUCAGUGAGCUGGGCGAGAAGAACGACCGGCUGGAAGCUAUCGUCAAGUCAUUAAACUGCAACUCGUUUGACGAUGCUAUUGACCAGCUCCGACACCUGCGUGGCAAUCAGCAUCAGGAUACGGCGUAUUCCGGCGUCGACGAAACCGGCAACCUCACUGCGAGCUAUACCCCGAGCUCAGCUCAGUCGUCUACGGGCUCUUCUGUAGCCAAGGUUCUUGCUAGAGAGAGACCAGAGCUCACUCCACGAACUGAUAGCAGUGCGACACUGUUUGAUGUAGACGAUUUGGACUUGCCGCCCGAAGACAUUACUCGCCAUGCGGUGGCGGCAUUCUUCACCUGUGGCUCGACGUUGUUUUAUAUCAUGCCGCAGGCGGACUCUAAGGGUCUAGUCCAAGCCGUUUAUGAACAAAUACCGGAUGUCACGAAGAGCAUGGUCUGCCAAGUCUGUGCACUGGCGGCGGUUGGGAGCUAUUACUGUACUGGUGAGAUCCCAGCUGCUGCUAUGGAACGGUAUUUCCAACAGGCGUCCUCGCUGUUGCAAGAUGUGACCGUAGAGGAUGAUCUGGGCGCCAUGCGUGUUUUUGCUUGUCUUUCAGUGUACUUGAUUCUGCUCAAGGGCACCAGUGCUAGGGCCAUGACAAGCUCUGGGCUAAACGUCGCCCGAAACAGUUUCAAAAAAUACUCGCCAAAGGCUAACGUUGCAGCCUGGGUGGAAUGGGCGAAAGUCCUGCGAACACUCGCCUUUACAGAGUGCUGGCUAUCGUCAACGCUCAGUUACAAGGUUGACUUGGGACAAGAAGAAGUGGACGCGGUCCAUGAUCUUGCUGCGUCUGAAUCGGCCAAAAACCCUGAAAAUGAACUGAAUGCCAGUUUCAUUCAGGCCCAAAUUUUCAAACUGUCGUUUCUCUCUGCCCAGAUAUUUGAGUAUAUUCGAUCAACCGCCGAUCUCGCCAUGGCCGACAUGCAACAACUAUCAGCCAGACUAUUAACUUGGCUCUGGGAGCUCCCCCCAUGCAUGUCUUUAGCAUCGCUCACGUCUGGGGAUCCACGCACUCCUAGCUCUGCAUGGCGACCACUGCUCUUUCUCCACAUGCUCCAUAUCAACCUACAAAUCAUUAUAUAUGAGCGCGUCAUGCAUGUGGUUCUGAAACGAUCAUCGAACCUCCCAGAUGACAUGAUCGUACGUGAAGUACUGCAGAUACCUCCGGCAACGCAGCAGAUAUACGAGUCUUUUGCCCAGCAGCUAGCUCGCAUCGUGCGACUUUUAUACGAAGAGCACUGUGUUCUUGCACGAUGCUGGAUUACAAUUAACGCGUGCUACCACUCCAGCCUAAUCCUGCUUCUAAGCGCCGCGCAGCAUCUCGCACUCGGGGCAGGUGCACACCAGGAGCUAGUUGUACAGGAUUUAUCACACGUACGGGUGUGCCUUCAGGUGUUACAGUUCUGUGAGGAGUUUGAUAUUGCAGCCAUGCGUCAUGUCGAUGUUAUUGCUCCGUUAUACCAGCGCUUAUGCGAUGCGGUUGGCCAACCGGGUGCUGUAAGCUCGCUGGCCGAGAUGCAGCCGAUGACCGAUAUGAAAGGCGAUGGUGAGAUUCCAAUGCAACUUGGGCAUAUUAUUUAUCAGUCCUUGGCUGCGAUGAGUUUGCCGUGUCAGGAGAUUUGGGUUUGA